Messenger RNA from Procambarus clarkii (red swamp crayfish), 2551 nucleotides. NCBI's taxonomy places the organism in Eukaryota, Metazoa, Arthropoda, Malacostraca, Decapoda, Cambaridae. The record is from RefSeq and is a predicted model, not a curated record.
UGUAGCGGUCGUCCCCCGUGUUCUGCGCCGUCCUCUGUCAUAUUCUAUGGAAAUGAGGCUAAGAUGUGCCUGACAGAGUGCCAGGUAAAGCGUCGUGAGUGCCAAGGAAGUGCUUGUGUGGCCGGCUAGACUCCUGCAGGAGGCCGUCUUCUGCAGACACAACAAAGACGAUCUUUCUUUUUUUUCUUAUCACUCGUCGCCGGCACCUGGACGUCUCAUGCCUCUCAUUAACCAUCUUUCGGGAUUUCUGCGCCGAUGACACCGUGAUCAGACGCUUCAGUAAGAAUGCGGAACCGGCGGAGGUUGUCCAGUAGCGCAGAUGGUGUGGUCGUGAUGUGGUGGAUCAUGUCGAGCCUCCUGGCGGGCCUGCUGCAGGGCGGGUGUGGUGGUGUGGCGGGCCAGCCACACCACACCUCUCUGCCACACUUCGACUUCCACCACCGAGCUGUGAUGGACCAACGCGGCGCCUACCACCUCUUCUGGACGGCCCAGCAGGACAAGAUUGUUAUUGAAGUACAGGUAGCGACGCACGGGUACGUGGGGCUGGGGUUCUCUCCCACUGGUGGCAUGAAGGGUUCCGAUGUCGUCAUCGCCUGGGUCGACGACCACGGCCAACUACACUUCCAGGAUCGGUACGCCUUCGCCCUCCUGACGCCGUCCGUCGACGACUCCCAGGACUACAGGGUCGUCGGAGGCUACGAAAACGACACACACACAGUGGUCCGCUUCACCCGGCCCUGGGUCACUUGUGACCCUCACCACGACUUCCAGCUGACCGGGGAUACGGUGCGGGUGGUGUGGGCGUACGACGGCCGCGACCCGACGAGCAGCGAACGCGACCCAGCGAGCAGCGAACGCUUGGCCAAGCACGACCACCGGGGGACCCGCAGCCUAUACCUGCGGGAUCCCCACCUGGCCGCCCCACUCCCACACAUCGCUCAUCUUCACUACUGGGACGUCCGCUCCCCGCAGGUUAAAUUGCCAGAUGGUCUUCACACUUUGUACUGGUGCAAGCUCUACAAGAUCCCUCAUCUCACUCGCAAGAUGCAUGUUACAGGCUAUGUCCCACUGAUAGAAGAGGAGAACCUACAACACGUGCACCAUAUGCUGCUGUACGAAUGCUAUCUUCCCAACUCUGAUAAACACUUGGAAAAGUUUGUGCAAGCUAAGGGAGCUCAAUGUUAUGAUCGAAACAUGCCGCUCUCGUGGUCAGCCUGCAACACUCCAAUUAUUGCUUGGGCUAUUGGAUCAGAGGGGGAAAUGUACCCAGAACAUGUGGGUGUUCCCUUGGGAGAGGAACACGGAGGUGCUACAUACUUCAUGCUAGAAAUCCACUAUGAUAACCCUAACCUUAGGACAGGUAUUGUGGACAGUUCUGGGGUGCGCAUUAUGUAUACUCAGAAAUUACGUCAGUAUGAUGCUGGAAUCUUAACCCUGGGACAUACAGUAUCACCAACACACAUUAUUCCACCUGGGCAGAGUUGGAACACUGUUGCCCACUGUACUGCAGCAUGUACAGAAAGGACAUUACCACAUUCUGGAAUAAAAGUAUUCCAAGGAUUUCUUCAUGCACAUCUUCUUGGUUCAUCCAUCUCGAUACAGCAAAUACGAAGUGGACGUGAGCUGCCGACUGUCAUUAAGGAUAUGAAUUAUGACUUCAACUACCAGCAAGCUCGAGUUUUAAAAAAGGAGAUGGAAAUACUGCCAGGAGAUUCCUUGAUUAUAAAAUGUGGAUAUGAUUCCACCAAGAGGAAAUUACCAACAUUUGGUGGCUUUAGUACGGAAGAGGAGAUGUGCUUAGCAUUCUUGACAUAUUAUCCCAGGGUGAACCUCUCUGGUUGCUACUCUAGACCUGACAUGGCGCUUGUGUUCGACACCUUCGGUAUCCACGACUUGGUUAACAAUGAUCUGAAGAUGUUUGAUCAUAAUGGCUUCAGUGAGAAUUAUAUUAACGAAGAAGAAGAAGACGAGAGGCUGUCCGAUAUGCAGACUGAAAAUACAAAUGAUCCACAAAAUAUUCAUUUGGCUGAUAUAUAUCGCUACGUUAUUGCUAAAGCUCCUGAAAAAUUCUUCAACAGAUCAUUCUAUGAUAUCCUUUAUGACAAAACAACAUGGCAGAACAAGCAGUUAAUAUCUACGUUGCAGGAAAUGACCAUGUACGGACAACAUGAACCCUCCUGUGAAGGCCAUGGCCGAGAGCUCGUUCAAGGGCUGCCAAGAAAAACCAAGUAUCCUGAUUUUAUACCACUCCAACACAAGCAAAAGGAGUGUACUAGUAGCCACAAGGACAUUGAGGUGCUCCAUCCAGCAGUCAAGCCUACUGUCUCGCCAACCACUAUCAAACCAAGGAAGGCAGAAAAGGAACAAGAUGAGACAUCAGCAACACCAGCUGCAAGUGUACCAUGGCUUCCACAAGAAGAGAAUGAGAUUAAAAGGGAGUCUCUUCCCCAGCGUGAUGGAAGUGGGGUUGAUCAAACAACAGUGUCUAUAUAUUAUGUUACUGCUUUAUGUCUUUUAUCUCUAGUGUUUUGAGUGUUAUUUAUGGUGCCAA